Molecule: messenger RNA, 2034 nt
Organism: Aplysia californica (California sea hare)
Lineage: Eukaryota; Metazoa; Mollusca; Gastropoda; Aplysiida; Aplysiidae
Product: cubilin
Exons: 4
Coding region: 306-1586 (426 amino acids)
Molecular function (GO): protein binding; serine-type endopeptidase activity
Source: RefSeq, a predicted model, not a curated record
CACCACCACCACCACCACCAGGGCAACCAGUUGCGACCCACCGCUCCUCCCCCUCUCUCCUCACGAGAGCGCCGUCUGUGCUGAAGGAGGAAUGUUUUACAGUACACGUCAGCGUAACCUCAUCCUUCAUAACUGUGUACUGGGAGCUUCCCUCGCCCCAAGCCUGUCCAUCGGUUUAUAAACCUAGACCUUCACCUUCCACGAGAAGCGACCAGCGAUUGCAUCCGGGGAAGCCUCCCAACGUUACUCUUUCAAAGAACAGCGAGUUUUAUGACAAACGAAACCCAGACUCUACCCUAGAUAGGAUGACAUCUUUUCCGCGGAAAGAACCUCUGAGAAACAUUCCAUGGUUAGGCCCAUUUCCGAUACUAUCGCAUGACCUUUACUUCUCACAAAAAGGCAGCAAUACCGGCACGAGACGCUUACUUGUCAGUUCAGCAAUGCGUGCGAGUCAGUUCACUGUGACCUUUGAACCCUCACCCCGCGGGGGCAAAGAGACAGUUGUGUUGUUACCGAAUCGUACGUCUUACGUCAUACCCUCCUUGCACUACCGCGGUGGCCUCUUCAACGUCAGUGUCACCGCCGCCAUCUUUGGAGCUUCCGGUGUAAUAGAGAAAAGCCUUCAGGUUCGCGCUGCGUGUUUGGAAGAGAUCCACGUCAUAUCCGGAACCAUACAGAUCAGCGCGCCGAACCAGUUGAGCGGAAAUUACCUACCCAACGUGAAAUGUCGAUGGGUAGUGACGUCACCACCGGGCUCUCGUCUUCGAUUGGACGUGGAUCACGUGAAGCUCAGGAGCGUGGCUGUUGGUUCUGACUGCGGGUGGGAUAUGUUACGGCUGUAUCUCUCCAGCAAUCACUGGACCCUGUGUGACAGCGGGCGGAGAGUGCUGGCAACCACAAACAACUCUUUGGUCGCCUACUUUCUCUCCAAGCCGGGUCCGCAACGGAAGCCAGGAGGAUUUCUCAUCAACGUCACAGUACUCAGUUUUGCGCCACAGCACAUCCAGAUAACCAAAACGGCCUAUAGCUUCGUGUUGUCAUGGCAACCGCCAAGCGAUGACGUUAGCCAAGACCCAUUGCUAGCCUACCACGUGACGUACUCGGUGGAAGGGGGCGUGGCCAAGAGAGUCCUCCUGUCUCCCUACAUGCUGCACUUUUCCCUGGCCACCCCACAGUAUGGCCGGUUGUACACGAUCGAGGUCGGCACCAUUUUGUCGUCUGGGAGAGAAAUAACCUCCCCUGUCAUCACACAGCGCGCCAGCUGUGGCCACAAUGUGACAAGGAGCAGCACGGUUAGUUCCCCUGGCUUCCCUCACACCAUGUACAAGCCGCACACUGAAUGCACUUGGACAAUCUCGAAACCUCCAAACGUCUCUUCUGUGACCUUGAACUUUACUCACAUUGACCUUCAACCCAGCCCAAACUGCCAAAAAGAUUUCCUGGAAAUUGAAGGGCUUGGGCGACUCUGUGGGGCCUGGACCCACAUUCCACCGCUCACCUUGAAAUCUGACACUGCUGGGAUUAGGUUUGUUACUGAUUCUUCUGGACAAAGCAGAGGAUUCCAGAUUGAUGUGAUUUUCUCAUAGCUAGAUAACUACGUCUAUGCAACUCUAGGGAAUGGAGGCUGAAUGGAUGCGCAUUGGGCAAAACUGACAGAGCUAUAUUUUCACACAUGACUGCUUCCAACUCAAAAGAUGCACUUAAUUCCCUGAGUAGAAGAGAACAAGACACUAUCUUUAGCCUGCGAACACAACACAUCCCACUGAAAUCCUACCAGAAUAGGAUCCGCAAGGAUACCCCAUCUGACUACGCGUUGUGUGACUGUCAGAGUGAAACAGUAUCACGCCACCUAUUUACCUGCACAAGACUUAGCGACCUGCAUAGUACCUACCUACCUACCUCUCCAAAUAUCGGAAAUACUUUAUACAGCGACAAAAAUAAAAACCUGUACAUUAUUUUGCCAUAUCGACAGGCCAAAGGGUUAGAACCCAGAUGGCCGCUGGAUCGGAAAUAUAAUAUAGUAAAGUAAGCCAC